This is a messenger RNA of Xyrauchen texanus (razorback sucker), 3207 nucleotides long. Its product is annotated as fibroblast growth factor 4B-like. Lineage: Eukaryota; Metazoa; Chordata; Actinopteri; Cypriniformes; Catostomidae. The transcript has 3 exons. Bases 302 to 892 code for a protein of 196 amino acids. The record is from RefSeq and is a predicted model, not a curated record. Gene Ontology annotation, cellular component: cytoplasm. Gene Ontology annotation, molecular function: growth factor activity; fibroblast growth factor receptor binding. Gene Ontology annotation, biological process: positive regulation of gene expression; cell differentiation; fibroblast growth factor receptor signaling pathway.
UCAUGCACUAGGUAGUUUGUGAUGUAAUUUCACUGCAGAUAUAAAUAUCGUCGGCAAGGGAAAAGUGGCAUGGCUGAGCGCGGCUAGCAUAUUGACGGUCAACAUUUUUUUUCCAACUUUUGUGUGAAAGCAAAACAGCUGUCUAUCUCCAGAGAGGAAUCCCACUGAGCGCGACUUCAUGCCGCUCACUUGGGUUGAACUUACCUCUGUCCGUGGUUAAUCUAUUUUGGCAUUUGUGCGUCUUUUUGGCUGUCAACACAAAGAAAGACGACUCAACUCUUUCCGACACUCACCUGUGUCCAUGCUGGUCAGAAGGAUGAGUGUUCAAUCGGCCCUCUUACCAAUACUGGUUCUGGGACUUGUGACAAGCUCAGUGCGCUGCGCUCCGCUGCCCGGCAGACAGAGCGGCCCCGUGGAGCGACGCUGGGAGACACUCUACUCUCGAUCUUUAGCUCGAAUCCCCGGGGAAAAGAGAGACAUCAGCCGGGACAGUGAUUAUCUUACGGGCAUCAAAAGACUUCGACGUCUCUACUGCAAUGUUGGCAUUGGGUUUCAUCUCCAAGUAUUACCGGACGGUAGAAUUACCGGCGUGCACAACGAAAACCGCUACAGUCUUCUCGAGAUAUCUCCGGUGGAAAGGGGAGUUGUGACACUGUUUGGCGUCCAGAGCGGUCUAUUCGUGGCCAUGAACAGCAAAGGGAAGCUAUACGGAUCUGUGCAGUACAAAAAUGAAUGCAAAUUCAGAGAAAAUCUCCUUGCAAACAACUACAACGCGUACGAAUCGUUGGCGUAUCCUGGGAUGUACAUUGGACUGAGCAAGACUGGCAAAACAAAAAAAGGAAAUCGAAUAUCAACAGCCAUGACGGUGACACAUUUCUUGCCUAGAAUCUGAGCUCAUUUGGAGGGGUGCAAAUGUAGGAACGCGGACGAUGCACUUUCUACAGAGGUUACCUAAAUAUGAGGUUGAGUGUAUCGUGUCAUGUAUGUAUAUAUUAGACUAUUUAUAACUGUCGAUUUUUUAUUGCAUCACCACGUGGAAGAGAAAACAAUUACUUUAUUUGUUAUUUGUUAAUUUAUCCUCGUUGCUGCUACUGUACAUGUUUAUCUACAAGUGAAAUUCCUUCAAUGUACACAUUAUGUUUUUGCACUGUUUUUUUUUUUGCCGUUCUAAAACGACCGUUUUGGAGAGGUGGUAUUUGUCCUUCAUUGGAAAGCAUAUCUGAAAGUCUUAGGUCAAGCCUCCAACUCGUUAAGGUGUAUCAGCCUCCACAGUAUUAGCACUGGAGCAAUUGUCCAAUAUCUGAGCUCUUUUGUGCAGAGCUCGAUCUUACUGAAGCAGUAUCGGCUUACUUUAGCUUACUGAAGUUCUACCCCUUCAAAUCUGUUUUUAGCUCUGCUGGGGGGUUGAACUUUGAACUUAUCCGCAGUCAAUCUUUGUCACAUCUCUAAGGCUCCGGGUAGAGAGAGGUAACUUCUUUAACAUUCAUAGGAAGAAAUUAAAAACUCAAAGGCACCGGUGUGCAUUGCAAUGCAUGCAAUGCAGAGACUGUACCCUGAGCCCCUUUUAAAAAUCAUUGCUUUACAAUGCCAAGUUCAAGUCAGUCUUCUAUGUGGCAUAGGGCGGAUACAGGUGUCUAGGGGGAACCAAAAGAUCAGUAUUCUUCUAAGGGGGUAUACAUGUAAACAAAUAGUUAUAGUGUUGUGGUGUAAGUCACCUUAGAGUUUACUGUAAAAACAAUGUCACAACAUCCACAGUAAGUUACAAGCAGGCAUAUCAAGGCUUAUUAAGUCGUUUUCUACCUCAUGCAUUUUCCAACUGAUUAAAAAUCAGCUGAAUGUUUAGGUCUGAGUCUUCUGAGGCUACUGCCUCUCUGUGAAGAUCAGGCAGCCAUUGCGUCCUAGUUGCGCCUUGUCACGUUUGAGCUAUCUUUACCCUGUGAUUUACUUUUAGAAAGUAUAAUCAUGUUGGAAAUAUUUGCAGACAGCUGUUAGACUAUACUAUAUGCUCAAGCAGUAACCCUAUAUUUUUUCUUUAUAGAUUUUGUAAACAUAAUAUGGUGUAAAACUGAGAUGCUGCUUUUAAAUCUGGUAUUUCGUGCAGGUAAAGUAAAUAUUACGAUAUACAUUCAUGCAGGGAAAAAUAAGCUUUCCACCUUAAACAAUUUCAAAAUAUAUUUGCAAGAUGUUAUGUUAAAAAAAAGCAUUCCUUAUUGUCAUCAUCACGGCUAUAGAGGCCUGCAGGUAAUUGAGGGAAUAUGAAAAUGUUCCUUUGUCGAGUCUUUCCGUAUACAUUGCAGUGAGUGUAAAACUGGGCUGAAAAUGAAUGGAGAGUCUAGAAAACUUCUUCAGAAACUUCUUUAGAAAAUGUUUCUUUUGAACACAUUUUGAUGGGAAAGUUUUAAAGAUAAAAUUGACAUCAAAAGCAUUAAACAAACACACUCUAAAAAUGUUAUUUUUUAUUUAACUGAAUGCAAUCUCAAAACCUUGUUAGUGUUUUUACAUGUGCAAAUUUGCCAUUUUUUACUUUACGUGCGCUACACGGAUGUGCACAUCAGUUCGUUUCAGGUGAUAACUCUGAGAUCCCUGAACUAAUGCUGGAGAAGUUUGCUCUGUAUUUCUCCCUUUUUCACAACCGUGACAAACCUCUUUCCAAAUGAACAUGAUUUGCAUCAGUGUGGAUGUUGUUUAUAAUAGACAGAAUGGCCACCGAAGGCAAAUAGCUUCACUGACCCUCAUCACAAUGUAGACAAAUGACUGGACUUGAUUUGUUUAACCAAAAAAAAAAAAAAAAAAAAUGCAAUAUCAACAGGCAUGACCUAGUAGACCGAUGGCAAACAGACAUUCAUCGUCCUUGGCAAACAAUCUGUCACUCCAAAACAACAAAAUAGUGUCCAAAAUAAUGACACAUUUGCAGUUUGUUUGUUGUGUUUAUGAACUGGGUUGUAUGAAGUGUAUUGAAAUAAACUAUAAACCAUUUCUCUGUCAAAUUCCCAUAAGUCUUAUCAUCCAUUAACUGCCGGUUGUAUUUGCAUCCAAGGCAGAGCUCUAUAGCAGUUGGGCUGAUGUAUGAUUUCUGUAGUAGUGUGAUCUGAAUCCUGUUGACAUUUACCAAAUAUUGUCUGUAGUUUUAUACAGGUCCUGUUAAAUAUUGUGAUGUAUGUGCUGUGCACAUGAUGAUACCCUAACUUAAAUGGAAGUUAAUAAAUA